Messenger RNA from Xyrichtys novacula (pearly razorfish), 3219 nucleotides. The record is from the annotation of a GenBank genome assembly. Lineage: Eukaryota; Metazoa; Chordata; Actinopteri; Labriformes; Labridae.
CGUCGAAGCUGGAAAGCCAUUUCUACUGAGAGCCAAAAUGGCGACCUCGGCGUGUCAGUUUCCUCCCCCUUCGUUUCCGUAGCUGAACUGUAAGCCUCGCCCCGCCCACUCGCACACUAAAACGUGUUAUCUGUUUGCAGCAUGGCUUCAUCUGCCAAGAGGAGAGCGGUCGGACUGGGUGAAAAUCCAGAAGAAAAUGAGAACAGCUCUGAUGAGAAUCUGGAGGACGACGAUGAUGAAUCCGAGGAGGAGGACAGCGAGGCGUCGGAGGAGGAGAUUAACGAGGUAAAAGAGUAAACAAGACUUUGAAUGAGGAGUCAGUGCAUGGCCUUGCUAGUCAGCUAGCUAACCCAGCUGUCGAGUAGUAGCAACGGGAAACUAAAACUACAGACUGUGGCUGUUUACUCUGGUUAUCUUUAACUUCCCGUUCGAAGUUUUCACCAUUUAAUGAAACAGAGUAUUUUCUUUAAGAAGAAAGACAACAAAACCCAUCGAAAAGGAGUGAUUGCGAGUUAUAUUAAUUUAAUAUUGUACUGUCAUAGGGUUGGUGUCAGACUAGAUGAUUGAUAAUGUGCAACCAAAAACCCACUGAGUUACAGUAAAAUAUCGUACACAGUCAAAAAAUGCAUCAAAAAUUAUUUAUAUGAUUAAAAAGUUCUCUUUAGUUGGUGUAUUUUGUCAGAUUUGUGUUAUUGACAGCUGUUAUUAUUAUUUAUUCUUUUAAAUCCAGGAAGUGAUCGUGGACUUUGAAGCUCACACUAUUUCAGACAACGACCACAACGGUAUCAAGAAACUUUUACAACAGCUCUUUCUGAAGGCUCAUGUAAACACAUCAGAGAUGACAGACAUCAUCAUUCAGCAGAAUCACGUUGGAAGUGUCAUUAAAGUGAGUUAAACUAUCAGUUUAAUCCCAAUCUGAGAUUAUAUGGCCGAGUUUUUUUUAACCAUAACACGUUAUCUCUUAUUUAUCCCCUUUCCUUCAGCAAGCUGAGGUUCCUGAGGACAGUGAUGAUGACGAUCCAGAUGAAGUGUUCGGCUUUAUCACGAUGCUCAACCUUACAGAGAGGAAGGUAACAGCAGCUGCAAACACCAUUCUUAAUGGGAUAUUCCGGCAUAAAAUUAAUAGAGCUCAUGCAUAUGUGUAGUGGUUAUGUUACCUCCUAACUGUAGACAGGUAAAACUGUAAAUCUGACUUUAUACACGUAUGCGACAAUAAUUCCAGGGUGUUCAGUGUGUGGAGGAGGUGAAGGAGCUGAUCGUGGACCAGUGUGAGAAGAACUCUACCCACAGCGUGACAGAACAGCUGGAGCAGAUUCUCAGUGACACCAGUAAGCCUGUGGGGCUUCUGCUGAGCGAGCGCUUCAUCAACGUGCCUCCACAGAUCGCCCUCCCGCUGCACAAACAGCUCCAGUGAGUUUUACUCUUGUCUCUUUACAAUGUUUUCAACAUUCCCUGAAGAGAAAUAUGUGCUCCAGACUGCAUGGUUAAGGAUCUCCAACAAUAUGGGAAUGAAGGAUUCCCUGAUUCAUUAUUGACAUCUAGAGUAGCUUUCUAGAUGCAAAUUUUUCAGUUUAAGGGUACAACAUGUUCCCUUUUGUUUUGCAGUUAGCAUGUUGGACUGCGUGAGCAUUUUUCUGUCAAUCAGGGAUUUAGGCACAAUUUAGAUUAAACUUUCUUGAUCCCGGUUUGCUGUAUUGAGCUCAAUCUAGACCGUUUUCCGAGUCUUUUCUUACCUUUCCACUCGAACAGCUAGGAAGUUAAUCACUUUGGAUCCCUAAUUGCACAACAAGUCAUCAACAAGUUUUCUGUUUCUUUCUCUCUGUUUUGAAAAAGCAACAUCCCAAUUACAGUGUUAUCUUCUUUUUUAUGCUCUGGAGAGGAUAUUGUUUGUGAAAGAUUAAGAGAAUAAAAGGAACUACAGCAAGGGAGCAGACCUUUUAUUUUUACACCUAUUUGUCACACCUGAUGUUUCUUUCUGGUAGAGAAAAUGCUGUAGAUGUGGCAAGUACUUGCCUUUUGAAGAAGCAUCUUUUGUAUCUCAGAGGAAUAAACUGAUUAAAUAAAAAGCGUCCUUGUUUACAGACAAAAAGAAAAUGCCUUUUUUUAAAGUUUUCUGUGCAGGGAAGUUAUGUGAUGUUAUUCUGUCCUUCAGGGAUGAAAUAGCUGAAGCUCAGAGGACAAAUAAACCCAGUGGGAGAUGUCACUACUGUCUGAUGAUCAGCAAAACCUGCAAAGAGGCGAGCAAGAGCAUCCCAGCCAGAGGAGGAGCUCCCAAAGAGGAGUACAUGUUCGUCAACGCAGAGGAGGAAUUCUUUUACGAGGUAAAACCAAGAAAGUGCAAAUGGUAUUUGGAUUAUUUCGUAGGUGAGUUUCCUGUUUAUUGAAAUGUCUCUUUUCUCAUCACAGCAAGCCAUCAUCAAGUUCCAUUACUCGGUCCAGGAAGAAGCGGACUCCUGUUUGAGCGGGAGGUGGUCUUUCGAUGAUGUACCCAUGAAACCUUUCAGGACAGUGAUGCUGGUACCAGCAGACAAGAUGCCGGCAAUUAUGGACAAACUCAAAGAAUACCUGACUGUGUGAGGUUCACAAUAAACUAGGACUGCAGAAGUGACAACGCUUGGAAAUGGUUCAGUAUACUGUAAAAAGACCCGCAAAGAAACAUUUUUAUAAAAGAUCAUGCAAAUUUGAGUAUAAAAAAAUACUCAAACCCUUUUUUUUUAAUGAGUUACAAGGAUUAUGACUUUAUAACAGAUUAUAAAAAACCUGCAUUAAUGUAAACAGUCACAUUUUUUAUUAAUGGUACAACUCUAAAAACGGAUUAAACAGGUAGAACAUCUGUAUUUUUCCUGAGGACAGAGCUUAGUAAAAAAAAAAAAAAGAUCUCUUAUUUUUAACUAACUGAAUAGAAUACCAGGCUCCAUUUUUUCUAUUAUAUUUUAAUAAUGGCCACUGAUUGUCUUGCAGUAUGCCAGUUUGUCAUUUCCCAGUCAUAAUAUUUCAAGUUAAUAAUAACAAACUAUACCAGGAGGACUUUUCACAAGCAACAGAUAAAAGAAGUCGGUGAAAAAUGACUUUUUUCGCUGAGUCCUCUACAUCUGUUUUUUCUGCUCUUGGGUAAAGCCUGUGUGACUUUUUUUUUUCUCAUCCUUUUUGUAAGUUUAUCAACAGACAACAUCUGCGGCCCCUGUGCUGCUCAUUAAAGUCUGAAAAUCUAAACAGUCA